AUGAAGACCCAGGCAAAGAUACUGCCAGCUUUGUUCCAAAUUCUGAGCACACAGCAAGGCCAGGCUCUCUGUAUUGUGCCUUUCAAUGUUAUCUCUUCACGUUUCAGUGGGAUAUCUAGAGGGAAGGAGAACGAGACAGGACUCAGCGAGUUCCUCCUGCUUGGCAUCACCAGUGACCUUGGGCAGCAACAAGUCCUCUUCUGGCUCUUCCUGUGUAUGUACCUGGUCACUGUGGUUGGGAACACACUCAUCAUCCUGGUCAUCUGUUCUGAACCACACCUGCACACUCCCAUGUACUUCUUUCUCACCAAUCUCUCUUUUGUUGACAUCUGCUUCACCACCAAUCUGAUCCCCAAGCUCCUGGUCAGCCACAUGGCAGGAACACAGACCAUCUCUUACCCCUACUGUCUGACUCAGAUGUACUUCCUCAUCUCCUUUGCCAAUGUGGACACCUUUCUGCUGGCUGCCAUGGCUCUGGACCAUUAUGUUGCCAUCUACAACCCCCUGCAGUAUUACACCAUCAUAACCCCCCAGCUCUGUGGUGGGCUGGCAGCUCUUGUGUGGGUCUGUUCUGGCUUCAUCUCCCUGGUCCACACGCUCCUCAUGAGCAGGCUGACCUUUUGCUCUUCCACCCGGAAGAUCUCACACUUCUACUGUGAUGCUUACCUGCUCAUGAAGAUUGCCUGCUCAGACACACAUGUCAAUCAGUAUGUGUUCCUAGCAGCCACGGUCCUGUUCAUGGCCCCCUUUAUGCUCAUCAUGGUCUCCUACAUCCGCAUAGCCAUAGCUGUCCUCCAGAUUCCAUCUGCCAAAGGGAAGCACAAAGCAUUUUCCACAUGUAGCUCCCACCUGUCUGUGGUCACCCUAUUCUAUGGGACUGUCCUGGGGAUCUACACAUGACCCCCAGACUCAUUCUCAGCCAAGGACACAGUGGCAACCAUCAUGUACAUUGUGGUGACCCCCAUGUUGAACCCCUUCAUCUACACCCUAAGGAACAAGGACAUGAAGGAGGCUGUGAGAAAACUCUACAUCAGGGAUUCAAGAUCCUCUUAGUGGUGGUGAGAGCUGGGCUGGCACACGGAAAGACAUACAGCAGAAGGAAACAGAACAGACUUCACAUCAUCUUAACACCAACCUCCUCCACACACCAACUUGGACUGUUUUUAAAAAACUAGAAAUUAGAAGGGAAUUUCAUUGUGUUCAGAAGAGAGAAUUAGAAGAGAUAAUUACUUGUAUUUCUGGGAAUCUAUUUCAGCUGCAGGGUAAUAGAAAAUUCCAAUUACAUUGACUUAAACAAAAUCAAAGUUGAUCUUUGUCUUCCAUAAUGACACAUCCAGAGUGGAAAACCCCAGGCUAUAAAUGAGACUCCCAAGGUCUCUUGUCUCUUCAGUGAUCCAUGGAGUGAGGCUUUUAUUCUCAUAUUUCUAAGAUUCUUGCUGAAGCUCCAACCAUCCUAUCCUCCCCCAGGAGAGGAGAGGAUGGACAAAGGGGUUUAUCAUUUCUGAGGGCUUUUCCGGAAGCCCUACUCAGCUCCUCCUGCUCACAUCUCAGCUGUGGCCCACUUGCAAAUAGGCUGGAAAGACAGUAGCUAUUUUUUGUUGCUGUCCUGUUCAUUUAAUUGCUAGGAUUAUAUUUACCACCACCUCCAAGAAAGCAGUAAGAAAGGGAAAGGAAGACAUGGAUAAUGGAAAAAGAGCUUGCAGGCAGGCCACAAUACCUGAUUCUCAUUUUGCCACACUAACAAAUGUGAAGAGGUCACCUUGCUAUUUUAGAGUAAAUCUUUUUCCUGGCAUUAACAGUCUUAAUUUUUUUAGAAAGAGAUUUAAUUUGGGAUUUAUUUUUCCUCCAUAAAAAUAUAGUGUGCUGGAAAAGAUUCACAAUGUUCAAACUUUGUUCAUUAUAAAAUUAAUGUAUGUUGAUGAUGAAAUAAAGCCAAAAUACUCUAAAUGUAAUGAAAGAAGUAAUAAAGCAUCUAGUAAAGUAUUCACAUUAGAGCAAACAUCAAAUAUUUUUAAAGAACACAGAUCUCUAGGUUCAACAUCAAUUUUUUUAAUUGGCUGCUUUUUAAGUUUUUCUAAAAUGUUUGAAAUUGGCAGCCUCCAUGAUAGGAGAGAGAUUACCCCUCUUUCCUACCCCUUAGCGUAUUCCAAAAGAUAGCAAACAAUUGAUCCAGAAAGGUCCUUUCAUACGCAAAGCAACCAAUCCAGAAGCCAAACCAUCCCGUGUCUUCCACCAGCAUUUUAUGUUCUUGUCUAAUAAUUUCCCGCCUAAACCAUCCCAGGUUUAGUUACUGAGACAAAUUGCUAUGUCUAAGAAUUCACUGAAAUUUUUCAAACAACUCAAUCCUAACCCUAUUAUUUCUUUGUAAUCCUGAACAUAACUGAAAAAAAAAAUCACAGCUCAUGCUUAUGUUUUCCUCUUUCUUCCUCUACUUCCUGACCAGCCCUGGUGCUUCCCCAUGCCUUACUGCACAUGUCCAGGCUUCUUGUUGCUAGACAUGGGAGAAU
This is a messenger RNA of Marmota monax (woodchuck), 2507 nucleotides long. Its product is annotated as olfactory receptor 1D2-like. The transcript has 2 exons. Gene Ontology annotation, cellular component: membrane. The record is from RefSeq and is a predicted model, not a curated record. Lineage: Eukaryota; Metazoa; Chordata; Mammalia; Rodentia; Sciuridae. Gene Ontology annotation, molecular function: olfactory receptor activity; G protein-coupled receptor activity. Gene Ontology annotation, biological process: G protein-coupled receptor signaling pathway.